Messenger RNA from Biomphalaria glabrata, 3552 nucleotides. RefSeq names its product zinc finger protein 26-like. Gene Ontology annotation, cellular component: nucleus. The coding region runs from base 317 to 2632 and encodes 771 amino acids. Gene Ontology annotation, molecular function: DNA-binding transcription factor activity, RNA polymerase II-specific; RNA polymerase II transcription regulatory region sequence-specific DNA binding. NCBI's taxonomy places the organism in Eukaryota, Metazoa, Mollusca, Gastropoda, Planorbidae. The transcript has 2 exons. Gene Ontology annotation, biological process: regulation of transcription by RNA polymerase II. The record is from RefSeq and is a predicted model, not a curated record.
UACGAUUAACUUUAACUUGGAGUGUGAAAAGUACCAAUAGAAUUAGAAAGAAUAGAUCUAGAAAAAUAAAUCUAGACUGAAGAUCUGGAUUUCUAGUCAUCGAGAACACACUUCACAUGCGACUUUACACACUAUAGGCAUAGGGCAUAGAUAUCUAGAUUUAUAUUUAAAAAUUGAAUAGACCAGAUGACUCAUCUCUCAAAUUGAAUUUCAAGUUUUUCUCUUGAUUCUCCACCUGACUUAAAGCAGAUAAAAAGAAUUUAAAGAUUUAGUUAUCCUACACAGUCAAUUUAAUAUAAACAUACAUUUAUUGAAAAUGUUUCUAAUGGAAAAUGUAAGCUUUAAUCAGGAAGAUGCUACUAUAGAAACUCAUCAAUUGAAAGGUUAUCUUCUUAUCUACUCAGAUGACAGUGAUGUGAUGGAAGUACAUUUUAAUCAUAAAGUAAAAAUUCAUUUUGUCUUACACGAAACACUGAAACAUGUAGCAGCUGAAAGCUCUACUAGUGUGCCACAUCCAGUGAGUAUGACAGAUGUGAAAUGUGAAGACAUUCAAGUUGAUGUUGUUCCAGCAGAAAAUGAGGGCACUUUUUAUGAUGGAAGUUCUGAAGAGGACAUUGGAUCCAAAUCUUUAAAUGAUCUAACAAGUCUCUCAGUCAAUCAGCUCACAUCUCCUUGUAGCAUUGUUUUAAAACCUAAAGAUGAUCUACAUACUUCUGCAAAAGUGCCAAGAAAUCCCUCAAUUGUUUCUAAAUUUACAGCUGAUUAUGCUAGUGAUGUUAUUGGCAAAAGUAUUAAGCAGCCAAACACUUCUAUUCUACAUGUUUCAAAAUCAGUCUCCGACAAGACAAACACAUCUCUAUAUGGUUUGCAUUGUCAGCUGUGUAACUCAUGGUUCCCCAAUACUGUAGCAGAAAAUAAGCAUAAAAGAAAUCCUGAUACUCAGUCAAGCUGUGGGCAGUGCCCAGCUGUUUACCCCUGCAAGGCAGAUUUAUUUAGUCACAUAUAUGAGAUGCACAAUUUUAUCUUUCUGAAAAACCAGUUCCCAGAAUGCAACUUGCUAGAUGAAAUACAGUGGCCGAAAGACAGAAAGAGAAUCACAUGCCCAAUGUGUGGUCAUGUGACAAGUUACAAGUAUCUCAAAUAUCAUAUAGACACUCAUUUUGAUGAUCUGUCAUACAAAUGUUGUCUCUGUGGAUGUGCAUUAAGAAAUGGUUACAGUUAUGCCAAGCAUUGUAAAGAACACGUCCCUGAACUACCUUCAUUAACUGGAUUAGAAAACAGAGAGAAGGAAACAAUGGCAAUUCAAAAAGUCUGCUCCACAGUGAAAGUUAAAAAUAGUAAUACUCAAAGUAAAAUUAUUCAAGAAGUUAGUAAAAUUAAGAUAAAAAAAAAUGUUUGUGUUGUUGAUGAAAGAAGGGAGACAACAGGCUUUAGUGAGCUUGAGCUGAGACAAGAAUCAGAUCCUAAUUGUUUAGAGGAAAUUAUAGAACUUGGUGUCGGAGAUAAAGAAGAACAAAGAGAACACCACUGCAUCUAUUGCAAGAAAACAUUUUCUUCUCAAAAACAAUUUCGGCUUCAUCGUGUUACUUCAAGCUUAAAUCUUAAGUGCCACAUCUGUGGUGUAGCGCUUCCCUCACAAGCUUUGUUGAUCAUUCAUGAAUUUGAGGUUCACAGGCUUCCAUGUAUCCUGGCUGAGAAUGACAAUGAGGCUGGUAAAGAUUUCCCCACAGAGUCUAGGAGAAGAAAUAUUAACAAACAACAGAGGUGUAGGGGCAAACAGUUUGUUGCGUGCCCAGUGUGCACUGCCCAGGUGACCAGAUUUACUCUUCCACUGCAUAUCAUGCGAAGGCACACCAACGAAAGCCCUUUCAAAUGCUGCAUUUGUAAUCAUCCCUGCUCGAGUAUAAGGAUAUACAAACUCCAUUGUGAUGAACACAAUGGCCAGCUGAGACGAGGAUACUUUCACUGCUCGUCCUGUCCUGCCGUGUUCAAUAACAAAAGUGACCUGCAUAAACAUGCCGUUGUUCACAAGCGGAUUUGUCAUUUCUGUAAUGUUGACUUUGAACAUGUCAACUUGCUAGAGGUCCAUUACAACACAGAGCACUUCAAUCAGAUGUUAAAAUGCAAGCACUGCAGCAAAAGGUUUGCCAAUGAGCAUAAGCUUAAAGAACACGAGAGGCAUCACAGGUUCACUACUGCUAGGCCAUGUCCCAAAUGUGGGAUUAUGGUGAAGCGUCUCAAAGUUCACUUGCUCCGCCGUCAUCCUGAACCUGGCGUUGAAUUCCUAUGCUCCCUUUGCCCUAAGAAGUAUACCAACGAGGUUGAGUUCAAUAACCAUCUUCGUCGACAUAAUGACUCUGAAAAUGGUGUGAAAUUCACCUGUCCUAAGUGUCAGAAAACAUUUAGUUGUCGCAGUUACCUCAACGACCACAUUAAAGUUCACUUGACUCGCAAGCUUUAUGAUUGCCCUAUAUGUGGGAAACAGUGCACAGAGAAAUAUAACUUAAAAAUUCACAUGCGCAUCCAUUCUAGUCAUAAACUGUUUCACUGCGAUCAAUGUGGUCAGGGUUUCAACUAUAAAGCAUCACUUAUCAGUCAUCAGAAGUCAAAACACAAGUUGAUCACUUCAUAGCAUUAAAUCACACUGCUGUUGGAAUGUAUUAUUAAACUGUGAUAUUGUUUACUGUGUCUACAAUCACUGUGUUGUCCAGUUGAGUGCUAAAUUUGGUUGUUAUAUAUAUAUAUAUAUCAUGAAAUUUUUAGUUGUUGUUUUUUGGUUUCAGUGCAUUACUUCAUAUUUUUUGCAAUCAUUGUAUGUUUUGUAUAAAUGUGAUUUUGGAAAUAUGACUAUGUGAUACUAUUGUUUAAUAACAGCAACUUCAGUGCAUUGACUAUGAUGUGAACAAAUCUCACUGGAUAAGUUCUACAUAGGUUGUACCUAUGCCAUUUUAUGUGAGGCUAGAGUCUUAGCACUGGGUCGUAAGAUAUUGAACAUGAUUUUAAAAACGUAACCUCCACCAAUUCAUUUCAGCAGCCUAAAUCAUUAGCAUUCUGCCACCCCCAGAUAUCGUUUUGCCAUAAUUUGUCAUCAUUUUGCCCCCACCCUUUCCCCCCCCCCCUCCCCCCAGUUAUAAUUUUUCCAUUAACAGUCACCAUGCUAGGAUACUUGCAUAUAAAAAAAAAAGUUGCAAGUUUGUAUCAAAUGAGUCCUCUACAUAUGUACUAAACAUACUUAAAUUUUCUAUCAGCCACUCUUCCACUAUACUUUAUAACACUUCACACUCCACAAUUUACCUGCUAAGUAUCUCUCUCCUCUCUAUGUUGCUAAUUACUAAUGAUUAGUUAAAAUGUUAUUAUAAUUGGUAUAUAUGGACCAAUAAAAACAUUUUGUCACUAUUUAAAACAAAGUUGAACUUUUAUUAUAACGCGUAUAUGAACUCAUUAUGUUUCUUUCUUGUAUGUUUCUUGUAUUAACUCACUUUGUUUCACGUGAGGAGAUUUACAGGAUAUUUUUUCUUUAAAAGGGGGGGGGGGUAAUGUUCUUUUUUUAUA